UCUCGCGUGAACUAGGCACAGCGUUGCCUGUAGCAUCGCGAACUAAUGGUGAUUGACGAUUUUUAUUAAAUUCCGAUCUUUCAAACAGACAUUUUGCUUAUUUGUAAGAAUUGCAUAUAACUUUUGGGAUAAUUAAAUGGGAAAUGUUACACCUAUCUGAAGUUAAAGCGUUCGAAUUACAGUUCGUUUUCUUUGCGUGGUGUCGAACCCGCUAGCUUACCCGAGCUAGCUCAGUUUAGCUCAGUCCUUUGCAGGAAAACCAGGAAGGAGGAACCAGACUCGGCCUCAGACUUCUGAAAGAAUUCACUUUAUUCCCAUCCAGCUCCAAGCAACGGAAAGGAAAGGAAUAUUUCCACAAGCUUGAUUCUGAAGAUGUCAAAGCCUUUGGAGUCUCCAGCUCGGUCCCGAACCAGAUCAAGGUCCAGAUCUUACUCAAGAUCUCACUCUAGAAGCCGGUCUCGUUCAAGGUCCAGAAAACGUCGCUACAGUUCUAGGUCUCGUUCCCGCUCUCGUUCACACUCUCCAUCCUACAGAAAUUACCCCAGCCGGGACUAUCAGAACAACAGAGGUGGGUUCCGGGGCUACAACCGUGGCUACCGGAGGCCCUACUACUACCGUGGCAGAAACCGAGGCUACUACCCCCGUGGUCACUAUCAGAACAGGGGAGGAGGUGGCUAUGGCUAUAAAUCUAAUUGGCAGGGUGGUGGUGGAGGCUGGCACGAUCGCCACUAUGACCAGGACCAUCACUCACACAGUCCUAGACGGGGGCGCUCACGCUCCCGCACACCUAGGAAGCGCUCAGGUAGUCGCAGUCGUUCCCGCUACUCUGAUCGCUCCUCUCGAUCUCGACGCUCCAGGGGCUCUAGCUACUCCUCUCGGUCCAGGUCCUCAUCCCCACGCCAACGCAGAAGUAAAGGCAAGCCUGGAUCCAAGGAUAAAGACAAGCUUGCUGAAAACCAGACUGAGACAGCAGGUCAGGGGGCAGAAGGCACAGCUACCGAGACGGCGUCUGGAGGUCCAGAAGACAAAGGGCCUGAAGGUGGUGGUCCUCUGUGGAGAACCAUUGGCAGCGUGUCUCCUCCUCCAUCAAAGAGCCCCAAGUCUGGGACAGCGGCCUCGUUCAGCGGUUUUGGGUUCUUCUCAAAGGAAGAUACUAAAGCUGGAGAAAAGACUGUCAUUACCACAGCCUUCAAAAAAUUCUUGGCAGAGACUAAAGGCAAAAAGCAAGAUGAAGAAAAGGAGACUGAUCUUGAUAAAGAGGAGAGCACCACAGAGAGGGAACUGGAGAAAAGCAGCAUCAAAACCACAGACUGCUUCAACAUCUCACCCCCUUCUUUUGCUGACCCCAAGGAAGACAAGAGCAUGCCCUUCUUCGAUGAUGGAGAAGAGGAGUUCCUCAAGUCUCAUGGGCUGAAAGACAGGGACAUUGAAGAAGGUGGAGAGGAUAACAUCAAAACCACCCUCACGGCCCGUGACAUUUUUGGGAAAUGGGAAGAUGACUCCAACUAUUCGGCUUCUUACACAUCUGCGAAGGAGAAAGGUCGGAGAGAUGCUGACGAAGAGGAGUCGAUAGAAGAGGAGCUGUAUCGGAGCCGCAAGCACAGCUCCAAGAAAGAGGAAAAGGCCAAGAAAAAGGAAAAGAAAGAAAAGGAGAAAGCCAGGAGGAGUCCUUCCCCUCCACCUGCUCUUCCCAAGGAGAAGGACAGGCCGUUGUUUCCUGGAGCGUUUGCUUCCAGAGAGGAGUCGCCUAUACGUCAUCUGUCUUCAUCAAGGGCGGACUUUGAAAACAAAAUGUGCUCCAUAGAUGAAAUGCCGAGCUCUUCUGUGUCCAAAGAACGCCUUGUGCCCCGAGAUCUGGUGAAUCCAACUAAGAAAGACCCAGAGUUCCAUUCCAUUUUCCAGCACAUUCAGUCAGCACACCUCCGUCGCAGCCCGUCUGAGUUAUUUGCUCAGCACAUAGUCUCGAUUGUGCAUUACAUUAAAGCACAACACUUCCCCUCCUCAGACAUGACUUUAAGUGAGCGGUUUGCCAUGUACCAAAGAAAAGCUGCAGAGGUAGUUAUGAGGCCAAGGAAAAGCCCAGAAAUCCACAGGAGAAUUGAUGUUUCCCCGAGUGCCUUUAAGAGGCACUCUCACCUGUUUGAGGAUUUGGAGGAGACAAGCUACAAGGAUCCAAGUAAAAAGUUUAAAGGUGAUGUGAUGGACCUGCGCUUGGAUAUUGAAAGACGUAAAAGGUUUGCUGUGAAGGACCAAGGACCGAGCAGGGAGAGGUCCUCUGAAAAAUCUGCAAAGCACCACAAGAAAUCAAAGAAGGGUAAGAAGAAGCGGGAUCGCUCUCCAUCCUCCUCUUCGUCUUCAUCUUCUCCAUCCCCGUAUCCUCCACCUUAUAGAGGUAAAGAGUACAUGGGAGAGGGGAUGGAACACCCAGAAGAAGGCUACACUCACACACGUUACCCUCCACGGGAGUACAGUGGGCCUAUGGACAGAGGUCCUCGUGACUAUGAGGGCCACAGCACGGAGAGGGGCCGAGCUCGUGGAUUUUUCCCCAGAAUGAGAGGAGGAAGAGGGUGGAACCGGGGCAACUACCAAGGCAACAACAGCAAUGGAAACCCUCCCACCAUGAAUGUCCAAGUGCGCCCCCCAGAGGAGGAGUGGGAUCCUGAAUAUACUCCUAAGAGCAGGAAGUAUUACUUGCACGAUGAUCGUGAUGGUGAGAAAACUUGGAUCGACAACCGCGGACGGGGGCGUGGCUCCUUCCCAACUCGCCGGGGGCGCUUUGUCUACCGUAAAGGUGGUAGCAGCCCGAAGUGGACCCACGACAUGUUCCAGGGCACUGAAGAAGGGGAGCUGGGAGAUGACGGCUUGGAGGUUGAACCUAAAGAAACCAAGAGUGUUGAAGCCUCCACCUCAAAGCAGUAAAGCGCUCAGUCACAGCUUCCAUUAUGCCGUCAUCACAGAAAUCGUGUCCCACUGUCACAUUGUUUCCCCCCAUUCGAAUAGUGGCUUAAAAUUAAACAGUUAGUUUGAACCUUCUUAAAAAUGAGAACAACAGACUGUAAGCGAUUUAAAUGCAGAGCGACGCUGUUACUGAGGUUAGCUUCAUUUAGGUAUGUUUUUAUUUUUUAGUGUCGUUACUUUGCUGUUGAUUGACGACUUGUUUAAAAACUGAGGCAACAAAAUUAAAAUCUCACUAUUGUGAUUACAUGAGAAAAUAAAUGCAUUUGUGCCUUAGGAAUUAGUAAAAUACUAUUAAUCUGUAGUUUUGGCUGCAAAAGGCAAAAAUUUGUACCCUUUUCAGUGUCUGAGAUUGUUUUUGAUUUUUUUGUGAUCCUGUUUGCGUUUCAGUUUGUGAUCAUUAUUUGACAUUACUGCGUGAAAUAUUGGAUUUAUACCUUGUUCCAUGGGACCAGUCGUGGGCGUGAGACUCCCGAUUAUCACGAGUGAUCAAAUAUGACUUUUUACCCCUCAGUGAUUGAUGUUUGCCACUUUAUCUUAUUCUAGGAUUGUUCUUGUAGUGCAACUUCACUGACAUUUCGAGAGGCUGUUGACUUAACUGUAUCUGUAAAUUAAAGGGUACGGUGGCUGACGGAGACAACAACACUAACAAAAGCAGAAAACUUCAAAAU
Messenger RNA from Thalassophryne amazonica, 3626 nucleotides. It is a transcript of the gene thrap3b, whose product is annotated as thyroid hormone receptor associated protein 3b. Gene Ontology annotation, biological process: positive regulation of transcription by RNA polymerase II. Lineage: Eukaryota; Metazoa; Chordata; Actinopteri; Batrachoidiformes; Batrachoididae. Bases 373 to 2919 code for a protein of 848 amino acids. Gene Ontology annotation, molecular function: transcription coregulator activity; DNA binding. Gene Ontology annotation, cellular component: mediator complex. The transcript has 12 exons. The record is from RefSeq and is a predicted model, not a curated record.